Colletotrichum navitas is the source of this 296-nucleotide messenger RNA. RefSeq lists its product as uncharacterized. Lineage: Eukaryota; Fungi; Ascomycota; Sordariomycetes; Glomerellales; Glomerellaceae. The record is from RefSeq and is a predicted model, not a curated record. The transcript has a single exon. Bases 92 to 253 code for a protein of 53 amino acids.
AGUAACCCGUCUUUGGGUCUGUUCCGACACCGCUCCUCCCAUCAGUAACACCCCCCUUGUGACCUCUGCCCACACACACACUCACUCACACAUGCCCAACUCAAUCAGCCAUAUCCGCAGUCUCCUCCCCCCCUUCGCGCCGCAACACGAAAACCACGUCACCUCCCAUCUCUCUCCUCUUCACAACAAAACACCUCUGCAAUCCACCACUCCUCGUCGCAAACUUAUUUCUUCCCUUCAUCUACCUCAAUAACUCGACUCUGCAGCUUCAGAAAGCUUUAUCACGCCCUCUUCCC